Peromyscus leucopus (white-footed mouse) is the source of this 5219-nucleotide messenger RNA. RefSeq names its product Wnt family member 8B (gene Wnt8b). Gene Ontology annotation, cellular component: extracellular region. Lineage: Eukaryota; Metazoa; Chordata; Mammalia; Rodentia; Cricetidae. Gene Ontology annotation, molecular function: frizzled binding; cytokine activity. The record is from RefSeq and is a predicted model, not a curated record. The transcript is spliced from 7 exons. Gene Ontology annotation, biological process: multicellular organism development; cell fate commitment; neuron differentiation. The coding region runs from base 1 to 1182 and encodes 393 amino acids.
AUGGCUGAGCACAUGGCUGUGGAGGAGGAUGUCAAGUCCUUGGGGCAUAUGCCUACGAGCGGAAGACUACAUCCCAUCUCCCCUGUGCCCCAGUUUCUGAGAAUUUCUCCCUCUGUUUCUCAGAAGAUUAUGUUCCUUAUGAAGCCUGUGUGCAUCUUUCUCCUCACUUCUGUUCUCCACUUCAGCCACGCCUGGUCAGUGAACAAUUUUCUGAUGACCGGGCCAAAGGCUUACCUCGUCUACUCCAGCAGCGUGGCAGCUGGCGCCCAGAGUGGUAUUGAAGAGUGUAAAUACCAGUUUGCUUGGGACCGCUGGAACUGCCCUGAGAGAGCUUUGCAGCUGUCCAGCCAUGGUGGACUUCGUAGUGCUAACCGGGAGACCGCGUUUGUACAUGCCAUCAGCUCUGCUGGAGUUAUGUAUACCCUGACUAGAAACUGCAGCCUUGGAGAUUUUGACAACUGUGGCUGUGAUGACUCCCGAAAUGGACAACUGGGAGGCCAAGGCUGGCUCUGGGGAGGCUGCAGCGACAACGUGGGCUUCGGAGAGGCGAUUUCCAAGCAGUUUGUGGAUGCCCUGGAGACAGGACAGGAUGCCAGAGCAGCCAUGAAUCUGCACAACAAUGAGGCUGGCCGCAAGGCGGUCAAGGGCACCAUGAAACGCACGUGCAAGUGCCACGGCGUGUCUGGCAGCUGCACGACCCAGACUUGCUGGUUGCAGCUGCCCGAGUUCCGGGAGGUGGGCGCGCACCUGAAAGAGAAGUAUCACGUGGCGCUCAAGGUGGACCUGCUGCAGGGCGCGGGCAACAGCGCGGCGGGCCGCGGCGCCAUCGCCGACACCUUCCGCUCCAUCUCCACGCGCGAGCUGGUGCACCUGGAGGACUCCCCCGACUACUGCCUGGAGAACAAGACCCUGGGGCUGCUAGGCACCGAGGGCCGAGAGUGCCUGCGGCGCGGCCGAGCCCUGGGCCGCUGGGAGCGCCGCAGCUGCCGCCGGCUGUGCGGGGACUGCGGGCUGGCAGUGGAGGAGCGCCGCACCGAGACAGUGUCCAGCUGCAACUGCAAGUUCCACUGGUGCUGCGCGGUCCGCUGCGAGCAGUGCCGCCGGCGGGUCACCAAGUACUUCUGCAGCCGCGCCGAGCGGCCGCCGAGAGGCGCUGCGCACAAACCUGGGAAGAAACCCUAAGGGUCUCCUCCCGCCUCCUUUCCUGUUCGUCCUCGGCUUCGUUUAGAUACCCCCCCGAAAUAGAGGGACCCGGACUGGGGACCUCGCACUCCCUAGCUCAGCGAUCCUGACAGGGAGAGGCCGCAGUCACGCCACCGAGUGCCACUUUCCAAACUGUUUCCCGGAUUCCUCUGCGUGGUCUUCCUAGCUCAUUCUUAGGUCUCAAAACUGUUCUAAAAUUCUGCACAGUUGUUCCCGAGGAAAGGACGAAAACAGGCGAUUCUCCUCACCUCACCUUACUCUACCCCGGACCCCAGCUGUCUUAAUGCUGGACCUAGCUUAUCAGGCCGAGGAAAGAACCCUCUCAGACACGCAGAGUCCAGGUAAAGACAUGGCCCUUCUCUUGCCCACCACAGCUGCACCCCCUCCUGGGAGCCAGAGACUCUGGGGCCUACAGUCUAGACCUAGUUCCCCGGAUGUUGGCUCCUCAGGAAUCUUAACACUUUGUCUUCUCAUUUCCCUACUUGUCCUGAAAAACAAAACAAAACAAAAACUGGGAACAAGAAAGCCUUUGAAUGUGGGGAAGAGGAACCCCAAAACCCAACUUGCACACCGUGACACCACCACUCACUGACGGACUUUAUUAGCUGAGCUUCUUAAACACCAAAGAUACUCCAGACACACCCAAAAGGUCCAGGAGUGGUAGAGGUCGGCAGUGGGCAGGUUGGCAAUCAUUUCCUGACCACAGCAGCCAUCUGUACCGUGUCUCCUUCUCCAAAGGAGCUUUGAUCGUUUGAGCCAAGAUGGGUAAAUCAAGACAACGAUUGGAUCUGUACCUCUAAAGGCAGGGCAUACAUUGGAAGAAGUCCGGCCCCAACACCUGGUUCUCAAAUACACAGGAUUCAGACCAUUGGAUACUUCCCUGGAGAAGUAAUCCCCCUGCUAUGAGACUGUUGCUGAUAGGAUGUUCAGAACCCUGACCUUUUAAUUUAUUUCAGUCUCUGAUACACACCCCUCCCCCCAGAUCCUGAACUCAUUGGGAUGAUGAGGGGAGGGCAGAGGAGAAACUUAAGCCAUAAGCUCUCUCCUUCCUCCCACUUUGGCAGGAUACCAUCUCCCUGUAGCCUCCCCAAUGGCCUAAGUAGUUAGCUUGAUUUGGCUGAGGUUAAUCUGCCAGGGAUUAGUAAAUCACCCACAUAAAUCUUCCACUAAUGCAUUUACUUGGAAGCCAAGAGCUUGCUGCUUCUGAGUCAGAGGUUCCUUUCUCGGAGAAGGGCAGUCCAGCAGGGACUUGUUUAUGAAAUAGGGAUCUGGCAACGGAGGAACCAGUUCAGACCAGACCUUCCCCACCGCUGCUCCUGCCCUAGGCUAGUCCUGGGCAUGGGCAUCGGCAUCCACAGCAUUUCUGGAGCAGAGCCAGCAAAAUUCUUCACUUCAUCCCCCUUUUCCUAAAGGAAGUACAGAGCUCACAACACCAAAGCCCCAGGGGCUGCCCUGGAAGAGUAGACUGCCUCUGGCAUCAGCCAGUCAGACCUCUGUGCAUCCUCUGGUCCUCUCCACGCUUACCUGAGGGUGGUUUUUUCCUCUUUAGCAGGGGAUACACUUCUCUUGGUACUUCACUUCUAGCUCUAUUAGUAAAAGGCUCUUUUUCCCCUCCCUCAGUUACCUGUGCUUUCUCAGUCUCCCAAGUUACCCUUUCUUUUCCCUCAUUAAGCAGCAGCGUGUUGAUCCCUCUGUCUCACCGACAGUUACGUGAUAGUGCACAGAAGGAAUCGUGGUAACGCAGCUGAAAAGUAUGAAGUUCCGUGUUGGAAAGCAAAGCUGCACUUUCCAGGGCUCUCAGCAUAAACGGAAGCUCUGCGCUUCGACAUUCAGAACUUUAAAGUCAGACUCUAAACACAUGAGGCUGUCAUCUCUUUCACGGGUUGCUCUGUAUCCCCAAGUGGGUAUGACUGACACCCAGUUCAUUCCAGCUCCAUGAAGGAAGUCCUGCUGCUCCCCCCACCCCCAGCAUUAUGCCUUCAUGUAUUGUUCAUUCAGUGAACACUGAAGUGGAGACAGCUAACCACACAUCCCUCAGUCCGAGGCUUCUGGGCUUACACACCAGAUCACCUCGGCUGUGCAGGAAACUCUAGAACUGCUGACUGGGAAGACUAGGCCCCUCUGAGGUCAGCUCGUCAAACCUUUGCUCUACACAUUUCAACUGAUGUGGAGAAAGCUUGUAAGUUAGUGCGGGUGGCACAGCCACCCAGGCCCUUCCCUCCUCUUGUGUGCUCUCAAGGAGCCCAUCUGUCUCACACAGAAGGAGAGGGAGGUCCUGAGAAGUGGCGAGAACUGGGUGGGGUGAGCAGAACCCUGUCUCCUUCCUGUCUCUGGCCUGUGAACCUACACACAGGCAGGGCUUUCUUUUCUUUAAAAGAAUCCCAGCCUCACUUGGCCUUAGGAGCAGGUCAGUGCAAGGAGAGGAAGGGUCGUCCUCCGCACGCUGGUAGGGCGGGUGGUGGUGGGAGGGGAGGGCAGGCCGGGGCACUCGCCUAUUGUCGGUCUGGAUUGGAUGCUUCCAGUCAUUCGUUUCCUUUUAAUUAACCCACAUUCCUGGAGGAGAAAUAUUUAUGUUGGCUCCCAUAGAGGCAAUCCGCAGACUGGAAAGAAAAGGGAAGAAAGCCUGUCUUAGCAAAACAAUAUCUCUAAAGAGCUCCAGAAGAGAAAAUAGGGGAACAAAAUGCCAUUAAAACAGCCUUCUACCCCCGCCGGAGUCAAUGAAAACUUCAUUUCACAUGUUAAUCCGCCACUCCGCCCGCCCUUUCUCUCCUCACAACACCUUUUCCGAAAGUGUUUGGGAAAAGUCUCCGCAGUCAGUACACAGCUCCCUGCAGCUCAGACUUCUCCUUGUGUUAGUUCAGGGCCCCAAGUGGGGCUCUCGCUCCAGCAGCCGCCCCCCCCCCUUUAAUUUAAACAAAGACUUCAGAGUUCAUCAACCUCCCACUGAAAUUCACAGCUGCUGAACAAACUAAUCCCCUCUCCCGGCCUUUCUUCCCUUCAAUGGGCUCUUGGCUUCAAAGACACUUUGGGAAAGGACUUUGCUGGGGCUCACACUGCUUCAUCAAUAGAAGUUAGCACAAGUAUUAUCUGAAGAGCAAGUGGCUUUACAAACAAAUACUGCCUAACAAUCCCUCCCCCCAAACACACACAUCUAGCCUGCAGACAUGAUGGGGUCGACAACAGGGUUAGGGCCGGUUCCCCCUGGCUUCACACCCAGGCCCUUUGUGCAGCUGAGCUCAGCCCUGAAGUGGUGUGGGGGAAACCCUGCAGCUAACUGUCAGGCACAGAUGGAGACAGACAGACAGACAGACAGACAGACACACACACACACACACACACACCGAGCAGUGUAGCUACAUACGCUGCAAGGGAAGGCCUGCUGCCCGAGUCCAUGGGUCUACACUUCAGAAAAUCGUUUUCUUGGACUGGAGAGAUGGCUGCUCUUCCAAAGACAUGGAUUCAGUUCCCAGCACCCACUCGGUGCCUCUUCCGGCCUUUAUAGGCACUAAGUACUAAACAUAGAACACACUCACACAUGCAGGCUAGCCACUCAUACACAUAUUUUUUAAGUUCUUUUCCUCAAUAUUUUAUUCUCAUCUCUCCCCAGACCUCUCCUCCUGCCUUCCUAUAUAUAGUAGAGGAAGCAAGACCUCUCUGUUCUUGAAAGGGAAGAGUCAGCAAAGUAGGAUCCAGAGGAGACAAGGAUUGGGAAACGACUUUGGAAAGCAAGUCACUUUAUUGCACUGUUUAAGAGGUCAGCAUGGAAAUACGGCCAGAGAAAGCAGUUCAGAGACACAAGGCAGCUGAGGGGAAGAAGGGCCCUGGAUCCAGGAGAAGCUGGGCUCUGAUUCCAGAAUCGGGCUUAAAAAUCGCAGACUGGAUAGUGUAAGGCCUAGGGCCAGGCUCAAGCCUGGGCAGUGUCAAAGGUCAUUCUCUACAGCAGUGUUCUCAACCUUCCUAAUGCUGUGACCCUUUAAUAGAGUUCCUCAGUGUGACCCCCAACCACAAAAUUAUGU